AUGGCUGACAUAGCUGGCCUUGUUUUGGGUGGUAUACCAAUCGCAAUUUGGGCUCUUGAGAAGUAUGUGGAGCCUUUUGAGGCUUUUCACAAUUACCGCAUCUCAAUAGAGACUUUCCGGACCGCCCUAAUCUUCCAAAAUCGACAACUACAGACCACUCUUUGCAACCUUGGACUUGAUAACGACCCAUCGAGGGAAGAGCUACGCCAAUGCUUCGACACUAAGUUCCCGAGUAUAUCUCGCGAACUGAUAUAUAUCGUGCAACGUAUGGACGAUGUCACCGCUGCGCUCUUGAAGAGCCUAGAUAUCGACAUCAAUGAAAAGUCGAAUGUCCUUCAAUAUAGGGCUCAAUGGGAAUGGCAUCGAGUGAAACAUAGCCUUGGCACAAAAAAGCGGAACAAAGUGGUCGAGGAACUUAGGCAUUGGAAUGAAGACUUAAGAAGGUCUGUUGAGAAACCCGAACUGCCCGCGGAAGAUGAUACUGGCAAAGUUCAAAAUCUCAAACGCCGUUUUAAUAUUGAGCGUUGCAAUUCCAUCCGUCAAUGCUUAAGCUCUCUUCACCGAGCUCUCGAAGUUGGAUUUCGUUGUGCCUGCUCACCACCUCACCAAGCUGCCAUUGAUCUUGACUGGGAGGCAAUUGAAUCUCAGACAGCUAAAUCACUCAAAGUUGCCCUCUCGUACGGACCAAAUUCACAAACCCCCAAUCUGCCUCAUUUAUGGCGAAAGUUUCAUGUUACGCCACAUGCUCCCAACAAGACAGCUAGCUUGGUUCCUAGUUUACAAACACCACAGCCCACUCCCACUAGAUCCUCUCCUACAUCUUCUUCCCGUCGGCCGAGGAUGUGGCACUCAAAAUUCCGCUCACUGCCCCGGACACCCCCACCGCCACCAACUCCGCCAGUUUUAUCAAUGGCACCAACAGCUAUACCAAUCACCCCGAAAGCGGAAAUAACCAGCCUCUGUCGUGCAAUAAACACAGACUGUAACCAAUGUAAGCGAUGUACUCUUGCAGGCUUUUUGAAAGACCCAGACGAGGACAACGGUCGAAGAUUCUCCUUCGACUACAGCCAAUCAGAUUUGUCAGGGAUCAUCAAAGCAGUUCCUCUCAAGUCUCUACUCUCAUCCCACAAACAGUCAGAUCGGCAGUUGAACCCUUAUAUUUCACUUUCUGCAAAACAGAGGUACGGUAUCGCUGCAUCCGCCGCCUGGUCAGUCUUGCACCUGAGUGGCAGUCCCUGGCUUGGCGACCACUGGGCCGAAAAGCAAGCCAACAUUUUUCUUGAGAGAAACCAAGGCGGUCGAGAGAUUCUCUCCCGGUACCCGUGUGCGUCAUAUAUAUUUCUACCGCCAAUCAGCCCGGACCAGCCGCUCAAAAAUGACUUCAACUACCUCAUUCCUAACAAAACUGUCUUCGCACUCGGUAUUCUCCUCAUCGAACUCUGCAUUCACGAGUCAUUUACGAUAAACCGCCAGACUGACGAGAACGUGACGCCAGCCUCGCUGCUCGAUGAUUAUCAGACUGCGCUGAGCAAGCUGGAUGAGGUAUACAGUCUUGCCGGAGACUCUUAUGGAUACGCAGCGGAAAGGUGUGUGAAAUUUGCAUUUCAGGGGCCGAAUCACCACAACGACUUCAGUUUCUCUCAAUUUCGACGGCAAUUCCAUGACAGUGUGGUUGCGCCGGUGCAGGCGACAUAUCUCACGUUUCCGGACUCGAGUAUUCCCGUGUGA
Messenger RNA from Penicillium coprophilum, 1728 nucleotides. RefSeq lists its product as uncharacterized. Bases 1 to 1728 code for a protein of 575 amino acids. The transcript is spliced from 2 exons. The record is from RefSeq and is a predicted model, not a curated record. Lineage: Eukaryota; Fungi; Ascomycota; Eurotiomycetes; Eurotiales; Aspergillaceae.